This is a messenger RNA of Heterotrigona itama, 10980 nucleotides long. The record is from the annotation of a GenBank genome assembly. NCBI's taxonomy places the organism in Eukaryota, Metazoa, Arthropoda, Insecta, Hymenoptera, Apidae.
GAACCUGAUGACGGAAAGCAAUUUUAUAUGGCGUUUUUUCAAUCGAAGUGUCCCUGAAAACUUUCGAAUGUUAAGACUGCGUUCAAAACGAGGGGAAUUUAAUGGCGGUUGAAGAGCCCCCACCCUGACGCAUGCAGAGACAGUCAAGGUGUCAACAGGCGAGGCUGAACGAAAGUUUACGCGAUAUUUCUCGUCUGUUUGCAUUCGCCCAUUUACCUUACCGUUUGUCGUUUUGUCUUAGCAACGUUCGAGCCGUGAUAAUUGAGAUAAUACAUGUAUUUGAAAUAACUAGCGUUCAGAGAAUGCAACUAUUCAAAGUAUAGCACGGUACAGAUUUUUCUGACAUGUAUGUGUGUAUACGUGCAUAAUGUUUUGAUUCAAUCGCAGCUGAAGUUCGGUCGUACCUAUUUCAUUGAAGAAUGCUGCCCGAUUGUAUUUUCACUGACAAAAAUUACAGUAUUUCACCAUCUUGUUGCUGAUUAUUGAAUUUCACAGUAGAAUGUAUAUAAUUCUUUAUAUAAAUUUUUUACAACAUAAUUGCUCAAAAAACAGUCCAAUGAAUGUGGAUGAUGAGUUUUACUUUACUAAGCAGUAGUGUGGCGAAUAUACUGUAAUGGGGUGGGUCUUGUCCACCACAAUAUGGAUUACAAUAUGGAGUUGCCUGUUAUGGGGCUUAGAAUUAGCUCCACAGACAUCUCCAAAACAAAUUCCAUGUGAUAAAACUAGGAAAGUUUUCACUGAUUCUUGGGGAAUCAUUAGUGAUGGACCUUUGGGUUCGAAUUAUACACAAGAUUCUCAUUGUGAAUGGCUUAUAAAAGCAAAUAAUAGCCGUCAGUUCAUUACUUUGAGUUUCCGUACCAUGGGAACAGAAUGUAGCUAUGAUUAUGUUUUUGUUUACGAUGGAGAUUCUUUUCGAUCUCCACUUCUAGGUAGUUUCAGUGGAAAAACAGAACCUCAACAAGUGACAUCAUCAUCUGGUUAUAUGUUAAUACUUUUGUACAGUGAUACAAACUAUGUUUUGGAUGGGUUUCAUGCAGAAUUUUCAGUUACGAAUUGUUCAAGUAAUUGUACAAAUCAUGGCAAAUGCAUUGAUAAUACUUGCUUUUGUGAAAAUGACUGGGGUGGUCGAGAUUGCUCCAAAGCUCUUUGUCCAAAUAAUUGUAGUUAUAAUGGAGAGUGUGGUUUAAAACGAUGUGAUUGUAAAAAUGGAUACUCAGGACAGUCUUGUUCAUUACACAAGACACAUCCUGAAGGCAACAAAUGGCACUGGCUUUCUCAUUCAGAAGGUGGAUUAAGGCCCAGGGCAGCACAUACUGCAAUUUACAUAAAAGAAACUGAUUCUCUUUAUGUUUUUGGUGGUUAUGAUCUUAAUUAUAUACUCAGUAAUUUGGAAGUGUAUCGAUUUAGCACAAGUCAGUGGGAAGAUGAAUAUGGUAAUGAACUAGAAGGCGUCUCAUCUGCAGAAUAUUUGGAUCCUAUGUUACUUGCUACUGAAUUAAAACGGACAGAUGCAGAUGAAAAAGAAUUAUAUGGUCUUCGUACCUCAUCUCUUAUGUGGAAAGUACUUUCUAGUAUUAAAGACAAUAAUACCUUUAGCACACGUAACUUUGGAAAUACAGAAAAUGGACAUGGUUGGUCAAAAUUUAGAAUUGGAGACCAUAAGGAUCGCGAGGAAAAAUUUCACGAAGGCAGAGAUGGUGAAAAAAGUAAAAGCACAGUUAGAAUAGAAAGAAAUGAUGAUUUUAGAAGAAAACAUUUUAGACGUCCUAGGCCACGAUAUGCGCAAAUUACAAGACAUCGUAGAAAUCUCGAAAAUCUAGAUCCUUAUCAAGAAUUUCAUAUAAAAAGUGAUAUAUUAAAUUGGGAAGAAGAAAAUACAGAAGAUUUUGUUAGAGACAACAUUUAUAGUCAAGAACCUAAAGUAAAAGAUGAAUCAUUAAACGAUGAGUCUACCAAAUCACCAAUUGAUAAAUUACCUAAACCAAGUCCGCGAUAUGGUCACGCAGCUUGUAGAUAUGACGGUGGUUUUGUUAUAUAUGGUGGAAAAGUACAGGAUGGGUCUUUAUCUAAUGAACUAUGGCAUUACGAUGUCAACACACGUUCUUGGACAUUACGUGCAAAAAAUUCUCCAUUUUAUCCACCGCAGUUGACAAGACAUACUCUUACUUUAGCAAAUAAUUAUAUUUAUCUUUUUGGUGGUAGCACAGUUGAUGCUGAUCUUACAGCAACCACAGAAAGAUGGAAAGAAGUACACCCGCGAGGUGGUAAAGAAUUAGAUGUACGUGUAGUUGCACAUUCAACUGUGUACCAUUAUGCUACUAAUUCUUUAUUAGUUUAUGGGGGAGUAGUAGCCAGUGUAGCACGAUUUAGUAAAUUAUCCGAUAGAAUGUUUGUGUUUCAACUUGACAGGAAGGUUUGGUCUGAAAUUCAUUAUCCGAGAGCACAUUUGAGAGAUACUUAUGUUCCAAGAGAACGGGCAUUUCAUACUUGUAACAUUAUAGGAAAUUAUUUAGUUGUAUUUGGCGGAUAUUCUCAUAGACAUAAUAAAGAAGAAAUUUGUUAUGAUAAUCAAAUGUAUCUUUAUCAUCUAGGCUGCCAUGCUUGGGUAAGCCAUGAUGUACUAGGUUUAAAUGAUAAAGAUUCUCGUUAUCCAAAGCAACAAGGAGUAUUUGCACACGCAGCAGAUGUACGAAAUGGAAAUACACUGUUAUUGGUUGGUGGUUAUCAUGGAAACGUAAAUGCGGAUUUGCUUGCAUAUACAUUACCACCGAUGCUUGCACCAGGAGAUAAAGAUAAUAUAGAACCUGAACAAAUUUGUUCAAGACAUAAAAGUUUAAUGGAAUGCACAGCUAAUCCAGAAUGUGGUUGGUGUUCGGCAGAUGAGAUAUGUUAUGGCAGAACUAUCGGUAGUAAUUGUACAACAAAUCUUCAAACGACACGUUGUCUAGGUGUUUGUCCUGCACUUGGAGAUUGUCACUCUUGUUUAAUACAUGGCCAACCUGGUGGAGGUUGGGGUACAACUGCACGUGGAAAAAAAUCUGUAUCAAAUAAGUUAAAUCGCGGGACUUGUACAUGGUGUGUUCAGAACGCGCGUUGUCAUCAUAAAGAUGAUAAUUAUGGUGUUUGUGGACUUCGAGACGAUACACCAUCACAAAUACCUGGGUGGUGGGGUCCAAAAGGCACAGAAAUUAUAAAAGUCGAAGAAUGCCGAGAAAUGGAUAAAAGACCAGGAUUAACAUUUUUAAAAUAUAAACCUCCAGUGAAUUUUAGUCAACCCGACUCGGUAACGAUAGUCAAUGCCACUACCGUAGAUUUUAAUGUUCCGUCUAUGCAAGGAGCAAAAACAGAAUCAGCGCUUGGAGGAGAAAUGAUUGCUAGAUUGAUUGGAUUCCUCAGACCGCCUCAAUCUUUUUGGGAUAGCACAGUGGAGCAUUUGAAAAUUUGUGUUAGUUACAAUAGUGCAACUUUACAUGUAUCAAGGAGUGAUGACCCUCAGGAAUUGGAAUUAGUUGCAAAUUUAACUGCUGAAACAUCACAAUGCAUUCUAACAAAAUGGCCAGAUGGACAUCAAAUGAUGUUGCUACCAGGAAGAUAUUUAUUAGAUUUCGAAUCGAAAAGGAUGGUUACUACAAGUUAUGCGUAUGCCAGUAAGAUGGAAAUUACUCACAACAAGAAAACGGAGAACCCAAAAGUAUUUACAUUUGAAUACCUUGAACCAUUUCAAAACGGUUCUUGCCAUCAAUAUAAGAAUUGCCUUCAUUGCUUAACCGAUUCUUCGUGCGGUUGGUGUGAUAUCAUCAAUAAAUGUCUUUCACGCUCAAUUAAUGAAACAGAAAGUUGUGUAGCUGACGUAGAAUGGGAUGAAGAUGGGAAUCCUACUCGCGAAUGGCAUUAUCUAACUAUCACUCCAUCAGCGUGUGCUAAUUGUUCCAAUUACAUCUCAUGUGAAUCCUGCGUUGGUAGUAAUUUGUGCGAAUGGUGGACGGAGGAAGCUCGUUGUGCAAGAAUUGGUAGACUACCUAAUGCAGUUGUUAGCCUUAAUCAAUGUCCAAUUCCAUGUAGACAACGUUCAAAUUGCACGCAAUGUUUAGAUGAGCGUGGAAGAUGCGUGUGGUGUGAAGCCACACAAGAGUGUUUUUCUUUUUCGGUAUAUACAUCUGAAUAUCAAUUUGGUUUGUGCCGAGAAUGGAUGGAUCAAGCUGGCUUAAUGGGAGUAACAUCAAGGUCUGGAUCGUCUUUAACAGGCAAUGAUCAAUGCAAAAGUUGCAGUCGGCAUACAAAUUGUUCUAGUUGCUUGCACUCGUUAAGUUGUGGGUGGUGUUACAGUCUAGAAAAUCCUAUCAUAGGAGCAUGCGUACAAGGAGAUUUCAAUCAGCCGCACAUCAAUUGUAGUUUUGUUAUCAAUGAAUAUCAAAAUACCACAUUAGAGAUAGAUGAAUCGGGUUGGGCAUACGCUCAGUGUCCAGAUGUCGACGAAUGUGACUUGGGCUUACAUGAUUGUCAUCCCAAUGCGGUAUGCACAAAUACUCAUGGAAGUUUUAGCUGUCAAUGUAAAAGAGGUUUUAAUGGAGAUGGCAAAGAGAACUGUACUAAAACUUGUUAUGAGAAAUGUGUCAAUGGUUAUUGUAGCGAAGCACCCGAUUAUAAAUGCAAAUGUAACCUUGGAUGGACAGGUCCAGAUUGUAGAACAAAUUGUGGUUGUUACAAUCAUUCUACUUGCACACAAGGACCAGGUAUUUGUGAUAAAUGUCAGGAUUGGACUACUGGAAGAUACUGUGAGGAAUGUAAAGCAGGCAGUUAUGGUAAUGCUACAACACCUCUUGGAUGCAGAAAAUGCAAUUGCAAUGAACAUGGAAACAAAAACUUAGGCAUUUGUGAUCGACAAACUGGCGUAUGCUUUUGUCGUGAUAACACGCAAGGAGAUAUGUGUCAGCGUUGUAAGAAAGGCUAUUACGGCGAUCCAAGAGAUGGCGGAAUGUGUUAUUAUGGUUGUAUGUCUCGAGGUAUGCUUGGGGGAGAAGGAAAUGGCAAACAAGGUCUUGGCAGCAGACACUCGCAGUUAUCGUUAUGGGAAAGUCAUCUUGGAGAUUCUCCAACAAGAGAGUGUCUGUGGAUAGUAAGUCCAAAAACUGAUCUUUCAUCAGACAACAUGCUCUCAGGAACUCAAAGUGUCAUACAAUUUACUAUACAUGAUGAUAUUAAUGUUAGUUGCCAAGAAAAUAGUGUUUAUGUAUACGAUGGACUUCCUGAAUUCGUUUCGUCAUCAACUAGUCAUCAGAGUCAGCUCCUAGGUGUUUAUUGUACAGAAAGUACAGAUUAUCCUGUUACUGUAGAAGCUAAGUCUGGAUUUCUUACUGUUCAUUAUAAACAAUUGGAUGAAGUAGAAGGUUUUAAUGCAAGCUACUUGAUAAUGACGUGCAAUAAUUGUCCAGGAAAUCGGGAAUGUCGAAAUGGUAACUGUUUAUGUAAAGCUGGUUUUGUGGGGAUCAACUGUGAUAUCGAAAUAUGCCCUAACAAUUGCACUUCAUCUAAAAAGCAAGGAAUCUGCGAUAAAGGUUACGGGCGUUGCGUUUGCGCAUCCGGCUAUGGUGGACGUGAUUGCUCAAUUAAGAUUAAAGAACAUCAGUUAAUUUUUACGGAACUAUUUAAUUCCGAAUAUUUGGCCGAUCAUUUGGACCAUCUAAGAAAAACUUUACCGAGAUUUGGUCACACGUUGGUUGCUGACAGAAGAGGUAGCUUGUGGAUGUUUGGGGGAUACUCUCUUAGUCACGGUCCUCUAAAUGAUAUUAGACUUUUUGAUACUAAAAAUAAUACAUGGAUGCCCAUUACUGUAGAAUCUACUACAGAGGCUUCAAUGCCUCAAGGUAGAUACUUCCAUGCAACUGAAAUAGUUCAUAGUAGGCAACAAAUAUAUGUUUAUGGUGGUUUAUCAAUGAAACAGGAAGACAUUCAAGGAAUAUCAAAUAACACAUUAAGCGACUUUUGGAAAUUUAGUCUGCAGAAUCAGAGGUGGAUGCAAAUUACACAAGAUGAGUUUAAGAAAGAACCACCACUUUUAGCUGGACAUACUUUGACUUUACGUAGAAAUGGAGAAUCAGAAAGUCUAAUAUUAAUUGGAGGAUUCAGUCCCAAAUAUGGCUACCUUGACACAGUAUGGGAAUUCAAUUUAGAAACAGAAACUUGGAAUACAAUAAAUACAAUUGGAAAUGGACCAUUAGGUGUAUAUGGUCAUUCAACUGUAUAUCAUAGCAAGUCAGAUAGUUUUUAUAUUUUCGGUGGAUAUACUUACGCAAUAAAUCGAACAUUUAUUUCUAAUAAAUUGUAUGCACUAAAUUACAAAACUCGCACAUGGUCUGUACUUCCACCAUUUGAUGAUGAUCUCACCGAUGGAAGUAGUUUGCCACAAGCUAGAUUCCUUCAUUCUGCUGUUACCACUGAUGAAUAUAUGGUAAUAUUUGGUGGUCGUCAAAACCCACAUAAUACUUCUGAUUCGUUAAUUGCUUAUAAAUAUUCAUGUAAUUUAUGGAUUCGUUUAAUAACGAAAGACAUGGAAGUUAUUGGAAGUCCACCACCACCAGCAUAUGCUCAUGCAAUGACUCAUGCUGAUCCAGAAUCUAAUGCUGUAUAUGUAGUUGGUGGUUUUGACGGUGGAAUCAAAAGUCACGUCACUCUUAUAAGCAUACCAGAAGAUUUAUGUAAUCUUUGGACAGACAAAAUCACUUGUAGGAAAUACUUUGGAUGUUCCUUUUGUUCUGUUGUCACAAUUAGUGGAAAAAAUGCUUCAUUUUGUUUCUCUAAUGAAAUAUCAAUCAACAAAGACGACAGAUGUGAUGUUAACGUAACACAAGCUCAACGAUCAAAUGGAAUUUUUUGUAAUUCAGAGUGGAUGAUCAGUAGAAAAUGUCAGAAUUUUAAAACUUGCACAGAAUGCUUAGCAGAAUGGCCAUAUUACAAAAAUGAAGAACCAGUAUGCAAAUGGUGUACGCACUGUCCGAACGGAAAGUGCAUACCAUCCGAGAAAGAUUGCGACGAAUUAAACAAAUGCAGUAUUAGACAAAUAUCGGUAACAGAUGUAAAUAAAUGUGGAGAACGACAAUGUCCAGCAAGUGAUUGUGAGAAAUGUAAUAGUCUCGAAGGUUGCGUAUGGACAAGGCAGGUCUUAAAAACAUAUGACAUUUUUGAACGAUCAAGUAUUAAAAUGGGAAGUACACAAUGCGAAAAACGAUGCGCAGAUCAUAAAGACUGUAGAAGUUGUCUUAAAGGUACCGGGGCCGAAGUGUAUUUCUCCAUCAUAUCAACCUCUAUAUUGUGCUGGUGGUGUGUGUGGUUUAGUAUUACGUAGUUCUGAUAUGGAUCAUUGUCCAGAACCAUGUUCAGUUUUUAAACAAUGCAGCACAUGUUUAAAACACUCACAUUGCGGAUGGUGUUCUCUCGAUUCAGCUAACAUAACUGGACAAGGAAUAUGUACCGAAGGUUCUCUUGAAGCACCAGCAGAUCAUCCAGCUGGUGGAACAUGUGAAAUGUUAUACUAUCAACAAUUUCCUCAAACUGAACCACAAUCUUUGGAAACCCUAGAUAAUGUUACAAUGUUAAUCCCAAAUGUAAUAUCGAAACCAGAAUUUUCUUGGCACUAUGUAAGAUGUCCACCGGAAAAUGAAUGUACGAAUGGACAUCAUACGUGUUCUCCGAAAAGUGAAAAAUGUUUUGAUUUAGAAGAAGGAUUCGAAUGCAUGUGUGGAGACGGAUAUAAAACUGAAACAAAAAUUUGUGUUCCUAUGUGUACGCAAGGUUGCGUUAGAGGAACGUGCGUAGAACCAAAUGUUUGCCGUUGUGACUUCGGUUACGUAGGUGCCAAUUGUUCAAUUCAAUGCCAGUGUAAUGGUCACAGCAAUUGUGCGGGCCCAGAUAAAUUAGAUGUUUGCUUGGAGUGCCAUAAUAACACAAUGGGACCACAAUGUGACAAAUGUUUACCUUUAUUUGUUGGGAAUCCAGCAGACAAUGGACAAUGUGUUCCAUGUCUUGAGUAUUGCAAUGGGCAUACUCGAAUAUGCAUUAAUGAAAGCAUGACUGUACCGGAUCCGUAUUCAAUUGAUAAGAUGUCUAUAGAAUUAUUGAAAAAACAAUUAGUUGAAGGUCCUGUAGCAAAAGCAAAAUGCGUAAAUUGUGGAAAUAAUACAAAAGGUGAUAAAUGUGGCGAAUGUAUGACUGGUUAUUUUAGAGGAACGGAAGAUCUUCGUGACGUAUGUCGACCUUGUGAAUGCCAUGGGCACGGAUUUACUUGCGAUCCUGUAACAGGAGAAAAAUGUAAUUGUGGUAAUAAUACAGAAAGUGAUCCAACAUGUACUACUGGACCUAUGAAGGGUACAAACACCGGUGGGUCACCAUGCUGGAUGGUACAGUGUAGUAAAUGUAAAGAAAAUUAUGCUGGUACACCAACUAUGGGUCAUCAAUGUUAUAAAACUGUAACAGUUGACAAUAAGAUGUGUUUUGACUCUAAAUUAAUAGGCAAGUUGUUUAACAAAUGAGUGUAAAAUGAAACCGAAACCAUUGAAUCCCGGUCAAACUGUGUUUUAUAUGGUACAACCUCGUUUUAUGAACGUUGAUAUUAGAGUUAUGGUGGAUGUAACACAAGGAGCUUUGGAUCUAUUUCUUAGUCCUCGGGAUGAUUCUUUUGUUGUUAUACUAAAUUCGACAACUGGAUAUCAAGAUGUCGAAUUGGAUAGCAGAUUUAUGUGGCGUAAGGAUCCACGUAAUAUGUGGUUAGACGAACGAACACGCAGUCGAAUGAGAAUCGUUGAAUUCCAUCCUCACAAUACGUUUUCGUUCACUAUGAACGGUACUACUACCGAACCCACUUGGAAUACCGGUCCUCAGUAUAUUGUGAUGGAACGCUAUGCAGAAGGUUUGGCAACGUUCCUAACAAUUGAGAACAGAAAUACGUUCUUGGUUGUUAGGAACCUCACGAAUCGGUUAGUGUUAACAUUGCCGCAAGACAAACAUGAACUUCAUGAAACGAAGUUUCACAUCGCAUUAAGGGCAAUUGAUCCCAUUCAUCCAGAAAUUAGCGGUCGAGCUGCUUACGGGAUGAUCUUCUUUCGACAGGAUCAAUUGCACAUUGAUUUGUUCGUUUUUUUUUCUGUGUUUUUCUCCUGUUUCUUUUUAUUCUUAGCCGGUUGCGUAGUCGCAUGGAAAACGAAACAGGCGGCGGAUGUUCGAAGAGCACGGAGGAGACAUGUUGUUGAGAUGUUGCACAUGGCUAAAAGACCAUUCGCGUCAGCCACCAUCAUUUAUGACCGGGAUGGUAACGAUUGUAAUCCAAAUUCACCCCAACGAAAAAGCAGACGUAAUAAAUUAGUUAGCUUUCACAGCGAUGUUAGACCAGUGGCAGUCGAGCCUACUGAUGACGGGGUAGCUGCUGUUGCUACCGUUUUCAUUAGAUUACCUGGUGGUCAGCAAGCUCCUGUGAAAUUAGCUCUUGGCAGCUCAUUAAUACUGUUAACUAGAGUUUAUCCAGUUAACAGUAGGGUGUUCCUAAGACGUAGAAACAGUCACGCGUUGAACUGAGCUUCUUUCUGUAAACAUCUUGUUCACACGUCAUUUUUAAGUCUGCUUAUGCUCUCAAAAUUUAUAGCAAACGAAAUAGCGAUCAUCAUGCUUAUUCUUUAUUUUUUCGAUCGUUUUUUCGUUGAUCUCAUCUCAUUUUAAUUAUUAAUCUAUUUCUGGUAUUUGAUACGCGGUCAUUAUACAAAUUGAAACCGUUUUUUACAAAUAGCAUUUAUAUUUCUCGAACUUGCCCAAAUUGAAUUUUGGCAAUUUCAAUUGUUGAAUUUUAACAAUACCGUUCAUUCUUCGUCAUCGUUGACAUUGUUCAAUGCCCACCAGUAAUGUGAAAUUUUAGUCUAAUGGUUGUAUUAUAAGUAUAAAGAAACAAUUAUAAGGGUAUUUAAACUAAAUGACACACACGUAUAUAUAUUAUCAUACCAUUCCAUGACGAGACUGUAUGUUUGUAUAUAAAGAUCUGUAAUUAUGUAUUAAUUCGUAAUUUAUACGAUUUUGUAGGAGCAUUUUAUGUAACAGGACAUGAUUUUGUGUCUUGAAACAUUCGUAGCUACCUUUUGAGGAAAGUGGAUGAUUUUAUUAAUGUUGUAUGAAAUGUUGCAUAACCAUCUAUUGGAAUAUACAUGGAAAAGGAAAAUAUACAGGCAGCUACAAGUAUUAUUCUACUUAUUAAAAUUACUUGUUUGUAUUCCAACUAUUUCAAGUGAAAUUACUGAAAUUUUUAACAAGUAUGAGAUUUCCAAUUACAAUUUGUGAAUUCAAAUGAAUAAUUAUAAAACAGCGGAUAUCAUUAUGAAUGAAUCAUUAAAACAUUAGCUAUAAAACAGAUAGAGCUAUCAAAGCUUGAAGUGAUAUAAUAUUUCAACGCAAACGUCUUUGUGAUUACAUGCAAUGUAACAAAAGAAGCAAUAUGUCAACUAACACUGCUACUUUCUAACUGUUGACAAACAGGGUGAUUUUCAAAUGCGACACGUAUUUUGAUGAAAGAGAUAUAGUAGAAUUAAUAAAUUAAAACGUCAAGUAAAUACAUUGAUUGAUAAUAAUAAUAUAACUUAAUUCGAAGUUUAUAUAUUGAUAUUUAAAACUUCUGCUUAUAAACGUCCAGUAAAAAUUAACUUGCUGUUAUGAAAGGAGAAUUUGUUCCGCGGUCUUUUUAAAUUUCUGUAAAAUCAAUAGACCUCUGAUAUGACCAGUUUUGGUAAAUUGGUGAAUUUUAUGAUCUCGCUAUAUCUUUUCCACCAAGAUUACACAUAUACAGACGUGUUUGUAUGCCACAUUAAAAAGUAUUGUUAGGCCUGCGACUGAAAAUACGAAUUGUAUCCGCAUAAUUAAAAAAACGAUCAGUAUUAGAAGUUGAUUAGAAAGAAGCUCGAUAAUGCGUGCGUCGGAAAGGUUCCUAUGCCAAAAAAAAAAAAAAAAAAA